AUGGUGCAUUUUACUGGUGAGGAGAAGACUGCAGUCACUAAUGUGUGGAGCAAAGUAAAUGUGGAAGAGAUUGGAGGCGAAGUGCUGGGCAGGCUCCUGGUUGUCUACCCCUGGACCCAGAGGUUCUUUGACAACUUUGGCAACCUGUCCUCUUCUUCUGCCAUAAUGGGCAACCCCAAGGUCAAAGCUCAUGGCAAGAAGGUGUUGACUUCCUUUGGAGAUGCUAUUAAGAACAUGGACAACCUCAAGAGUGCCUUUGCUAAGCUGAGUGAGCUGCAUUGCGACAAACUGCAUGUGGAUCCUGAGAAUUUCAGGCUCCUGGGCAAUGUGAUGGUGAUUAUUCUGGCUUCUCAUUUUGGCAAGGAAUUUACCCCUGAUGUGCAGGCUGCUUGGCAGAAACUGGUGGCUGGUGUUGCCAAUGCCAUGGCCCACAAGUACCACUGA
Messenger RNA from Eptesicus fuscus (big brown bat), 444 nucleotides. Its product is annotated as hemoglobin subunit epsilon. Gene Ontology annotation, biological process: oxygen transport; hydrogen peroxide catabolic process. The coding region runs from base 1 to 444 and encodes 147 amino acids. The record is from RefSeq and is a predicted model, not a curated record. Gene Ontology annotation, molecular function: hemoglobin alpha binding; heme binding; oxygen binding. NCBI's taxonomy places the organism in Eukaryota, Metazoa, Chordata, Mammalia, Chiroptera, Vespertilionidae. The transcript is spliced from 3 exons. Gene Ontology annotation, cellular component: haptoglobin-hemoglobin complex; hemoglobin complex; blood microparticle.